AUGGCCCCGCCCAAGCAGAGAAAGAUUGCCAUCGUCGGCAGCAGGGCAGUCGGCAAGUCGAGUAUGACGGUGCAGUUUGUCGACGGCCACUUUGUAGACAGCUACUAUCCUACCAUUGAGAACACGUUUAGCAAGAUGAUCAAGUACAAGAACCAAGACUAUGCCACCGAGAUUAUCGACACAGCCGGACAGGAUGAAUACAGCAUUCUUAACUCGAAGCAUUUCAUCGGCAUCCACGGCUACAUGAUUGUCUACUCGGUCGCCAGCAAGCAGAGCUUUGAAAUGGCACGCAUUAUCCGGGAUAAGAUUCUGAACCACCUGGCCGUCGAAUGGGUUCCCCUCGUCAUUGUAGGUAACAAGUCCGACCUUCGCCCCGAACAACGCCAGGUCACUCCCGAAGACGGCCGCGCGCUCGCUGCCGAGUUCAAGUGCGCGUGGACCGAAGCCAGCGCCCGCUACAACGAGAAUGUGCAAAAGGCGUUUGAGCUCAUGGUUGCUGAGGUGGAGAGAUCCCAGAACCCUGACCACCGCCGCACGCAAUACGACGCCACGCAAAUCGGCUCCAAGAUCAACGCCAUCCAAAAGCAAAUCGGCGCCAAGAAGAAGGCAAAGGAAAACGCAGACGACCUGCUCGAGGAGAAGAAGCAGCUCGAAGAGUCUAAGAAGAAGCAGGAAGCAGAGGCCCAUGCUAAACUCGUCAAGUUGCAUGCCAAAGCAAAGUCGGUCGGCAACUACGUGUACAAGGAUGUCCCUGUUAGCGACAACGAAGACAACAAUGCGGUGCUCAAGACUUGGGCACCCGAGUCGAGAAAGGCUGAGUUUAACAAGGAGGGCAUACCACAUCAUGGUGUCUUGGCUAGGUUGAAUGGAUACGAUCCAGAGCGCGGUACCAAGAUUGUUGGUCAUAGAGGAUAUGAACACUGCCUAACUGGCUACGGUGUCUUCCUCAACCAAGCACUGAUCAACUAUGGUCUUGAAUUCUUGUUCAGCAAAGGCUUCACUCCCAACCAACCACCUUUCUUCAUGCUCCGGGAUCAGAUGGCCAAGACCGCACAACUUUCCGACUUUGACGAGGAACUCUACAAGGUCACCGAGAGCAAGGACAAGCCCGAAACCGACAAGUACCUCAUUGCCACUUCAGAACAGCCCAUUUCCGCUCUUCACUCAGAAGAAUGGCUACACAGCGAUCAACUGCCCAUCAAGUACGCCGGAUACUCAACAAACUUCCGAAAAGAGGCCGGAUCUCACGGCAAGGAUGCCUGGGGUAUCUUCCGGAUACACCAGUUCGAAAAGGUUGAGCAGUUCCUCCUCACACACCCCGAAAAGUCAUGGGAGGCCUUUGAUGAGAUGCUUGCCAAUUCGGAAGAGUUCUAUCAGAGUCUUGGUCUGCCUUACCAGGUCGUCGCUAUUGUUUCCGGAGCGCUGAACAAUGCCGCCUCAAUGAAGCGCGAUCUCGAGGCCUGGUUCCCUGUCACUGGUGGAGGAGAGUACAAGGAGCUCGUGUCCAUUUCCAACUGCACUGACUACCAGACGCGUGAACUUGAGAUUAGACACGGUAUCAAGAAGUUGAAUGCUACUCGCAAGGAAUACGUUCAUGCGCUCAACGGCACUCUUUGCGCUACUGAGCGAACGCUCUGCUGUAUCCUCGAGAACUACCAGACGCCAGAGGGUUUCGUGGUUCCGGAGGUUCUGAGGAAAUAUAUCCCCGGUCAACCUGACUUCUUGCCGUUUGUUAAGGAGUGGAAGGCGCCCAAGGAGGACAAGGCUCUUCCGGACCGGACGAAAUAG
Messenger RNA from Bipolaris maydis ATCC 48331, 1788 nucleotides. Lineage: Eukaryota; Fungi; Ascomycota; Dothideomycetes; Pleosporales; Pleosporaceae. The record is from RefSeq and is a predicted model, not a curated record.